AUCCUUUUGUCAAAGUGUCCUUGCUGAGAGGUGGAAAGAAGGUGAGAAAGAAGAAAACGACAGUGAAGAGAUCCACGUGCCACCCGGUGUGGAAUGAAGCACUGACUUUUAAUAUUCCAUCAGCUGAAUUAAAAACGAAUUAUAACUUGGAGAUUCAGGUAUUAGACUAUGAUCUGGUAGGAAAGAACGAUGUUGUUGGCUACGUCAAAGUUGGACCAGAUUGUGUAGGGCCUGGCAAACAACACUGGAACGAGAUGGUACAAUCGGUGAGGCGACCCGUCGAGCUCUGGCACCCUUUACAAGAUAGAUGAACGUAGUGAAAAAUAUUUGACAAGACCAACACUGCUGCCAAUGCAUAUAGAUCGAAUGCGUAUGGUAUAGAAAAACAACCAUCUCGUAACCUCAUAUAUUUAUAUCAGUACACACACACACC
Molecule: messenger RNA, 433 nt
Organism: Anneissia japonica
Lineage: Eukaryota; Metazoa; Echinodermata; Crinoidea; Comatulida; Comatulidae
Product: synaptotagmin-5-like
Biological process (GO): calcium-ion regulated exocytosis; regulation of calcium ion-dependent exocytosis; regulation of dopamine secretion
Molecular function (GO): phosphatidylserine binding; calcium-dependent phospholipid binding; calcium ion binding
Source: RefSeq, a predicted model, not a curated record